AUGUUUAAUUGUGGUCUUUCAUAUCAAAGUUUUGCCCUUUCAUGUGCAGCUGGUUAUGCUGUUCAACAAAUUAUUAAGAGGGAUAAUCUUUUGGAUAAUGUCAAGAAAAUGGGAGAAUAUUUAGGUGAACAAUUGCUUGCAAAAGUAGGUGUGAUUCCAAUAGUUGUAGAUAUUCGAGGAAGAGGGUUGUUCUGGGGUAUUGAAUUUGGUAGACAGCAAGAGAAUAACAAACCAUUUGAUCCCGAGUUGAAUUUAUCUAGAAGAAUAGCUGAGGUGUGUAUGGCUAAUGGUGUUGUUGUUUAUCCUGGUAAAGGUACUAUUGAUGGUGUCAUUGGUGAUCAUAUAAUUAUCGCUCCAAGUUUUACUAUAACCUCUGAAGAUAUUGACCAUAUUGUAGAGCUUGUCUCUAAAUCACUUAGUGAGUUUAUGAAUGAAAUUUUAUAA
This is a messenger RNA of Candida tropicalis MYA-3404, 444 nucleotides long. RefSeq lists its product as uncharacterized. The transcript has a single exon. NCBI's taxonomy places the organism in Eukaryota, Fungi, Ascomycota, Pichiomycetes, Serinales, Debaryomycetaceae. The record is from RefSeq and is a predicted model, not a curated record. The coding region runs from base 1 to 444 and encodes 147 amino acids. Gene Ontology annotation, molecular function: pyridoxal phosphate binding; transaminase activity. Gene Ontology annotation, cellular component: cytosol.